Molecule: messenger RNA, 2101 nt
Organism: Orbicella faveolata
Lineage: Eukaryota; Metazoa; Cnidaria; Anthozoa; Scleractinia; Merulinidae
Biological process (GO): protein polyubiquitination; ubiquitin-dependent protein catabolic process
Molecular function (GO): ubiquitin protein ligase activity
Source: RefSeq, a predicted model, not a curated record
GCUCGGAUGUGAGCAGCCGUUUCUUUGGGGGGAGCGUUGCGUGACAUCCCAAAAAACGGCUGCGGAGGAGACUACUGUAGAAUGGGAGGACUACAGCAUUGGAAAGGCGACCUCCACUACCGACCGUUUUUUGUGGCGCGCCAGGAUGUCUGCCGCCGCCAACUAAACGAAAAAAAAGAGUAAUACACCGAGGCCAGUGAAAAUUUAUAACAAGGACAUCAUCUGCCUUCCUCAUGAACUGGGCGACAAUGUCCUCAUUCCGAUUCCUCGCGGAGAGAAAAGGUCGAAACUAGCGGAAAUGGGCCUUAUUGGGAAAAUAGCAUUACACUCUGUAUGGCAAGCUGCACAAGUAGAGGCAGAAGUCAGCAGCGUUUUCGCCUCUGCGUUUGGCCUGUCUCAGGGCGAAGUAUUGCCUUAUAUCUAUUUGAGGUACCACACUCACUGGGUUUUGUGUAGCCUGCGAAAGUAGACGGAUUUACUGUGGUUGUGUGAAACAACGACCGGGAAUCCGUCUGCGUUCGCAGACUAGGUUUGGUGUUGUUAACAACUGUCAGAUGUGUGUCUAAUUGACUGAUGGCUUUGUUCACCGUUUUUCUUUUCCCUCAGUACUAUGGCAGGAACCAAAAAGUUAACAGUCCCACAAACGUCGAGUUCUUUUCAAUGGAACGCUCCCGAGGUUGUCUCUCUGUGCUCACAGAGAUCUCUAUACAUAAUGGCAAAGAGACUUCCAUUGAUGUAGCCAGGUGAAAAUGAUGACCCAUACCAGCUUACCAUAUACGACAGUAUGCCUGAUUUGCCAUCUCAGUUGGAAAUUUCAGAUACCACAAGUACACGGGACACUUCCGGUACCACAAGCACAGCAAGCCCUGCGAGCACUUCAAGUUCUAUGAGCACGAUAAGUGAUGCACGUACUGAAAGUACUUUAGACAAAACAAGUACCACAGGAGGCGGAAGCACUACAAGCACUACAACAAGUCAAAGUGAGCCGGGUUCUUACAGCUCUUAUGUCACACUACUGAACGACGACCCUUUUCCAAACCUCAGUGACGAGGAAGAGGAGUACCAACGGGACGUACUGCUUGCACUGGAGCUCAGCGCAAGAGACAGCAAUCCUGGACGAGACCUGGAGGAAAUACUGCAGGAGUUAAGAACAGCUCGAGUCAAUAAUGAGGGGAGAACCAUAGUCAAUGUUAGGCACGGUCACAUCUGGGAAGAUUCCUGCCGAUGUUUGCAGAGGAAACGUUUCAGUCCAGGCGCAAUCAUUUCCGUCUGUUUCGUGGACGAUUUUGGGAACAGCGAAGGUGCCGUUGACAUCAGUGGACCUCGCAGGGAAUUUCAUCGUUUGCUGGUAAAGGCCGCGAAUGAACAUUCAGGGAUUUUUGGUGGACCAGCAGAUAGACGCGUUCUCGUGCCCAACUCAAACGCAAGGGAAAAGGGACACUAUCGCCUUGUGGGUGUAAUUUUGGCCUGGUCACUUGUACACGGAGGCCCCGGUGGCAGCUUCCUGAGCCCAACUCUGUACCACGCCAUAGCACACGGUGUCGACUUCACUAAGGCAGACGUCAACGACAUCCAUGACGAUCGGUUGUCGGACUCCCUGUCAAAGAUAGCAACCGCAAACGACAUAGAAGAGCUCAACGCAGUUUUACAGGAUGUCCAUGUUCAGGAAAUUUUGCUUGCGCUAGGGUCCAAGACACAAGCAACCAACACCGGUGAAAAGGACCACUUCGUAAAAAUAAUUUCUCGCCACGUCCUUUUGGAUAGUUCGCGAUACCUUUUGGAAGAACUGAUAAAUGGUUUGUGCGCAUUGGGGGUAUACGAAAAAAUAAAAGAAAAUCCCAAAGAAUUCGCAAAGUGCCUGUGUCGCUCCGACAAACUCCUAACGGCGGCUAUGGUGGACGCCUUGUUCCACAUCGAAUAUGCCGAACCAAGGUCAAACCGUUACGUAGCCCAGCAGAGGGCAAUUGUGUACUGGAGAGAUUAUCUCCAAGACUGUGAAGGUAAGUUACCAUACAAUAUAGUAAAUUGCUUGCAACGUUGCAAUGCACCUAAAUUAAAUUAUUACUACAAAUUAUGCAUUCUUUCUCCUUACUUAGCCUAA